Molecule: messenger RNA, 3759 nt
Organism: Hemicordylus capensis (graceful crag lizard)
Lineage: Eukaryota; Metazoa; Chordata; Lepidosauria; Squamata; Cordylidae
Gene: FGG
Product: fibrinogen gamma chain
Exons: 10
Coding region: 149-1456 (435 amino acids)
Biological process (GO): platelet activation; blood coagulation; protein polymerization
Cellular component (GO): fibrinogen complex
Molecular function (GO): signaling receptor binding
Source: RefSeq, a predicted model, not a curated record
UAUUUACAACACUGUGUCAACCCACUGUGUUCCACAUGAUCCCUUAAGUUGUCCCUGCUGAGCAAGAUCAGAUCUCUGAAGCCCAUAGAGCUGCAUUGAUUAAGCACUGCCUCUUCAGUGUUUGGGAGCAGUCAGAGCUAUAAACACAAUGAAACCAAAGUUCAACAUCUGGCUGCCUCUUCUGUCUUUCCUCUUUUCAACUUGCACUGCAUAUGUUGCUACCAGAGAUAACUGCUGCAUCUUGGAUGAGCGAUUUGGAAGCUAUUGUCCUACCACAUGUGGCAUUGCAGAUUUUUUGAAUAAAUAUCAGCCUGGGGUGGACCAAGAUCUCCAGGCACUUGAGAAUCUUCUGCAGCAGAUUUCUAACUCUUCAGAUACAACAAACCAAUUGAUCCGCCAGAUCCGGAUAGCGCACAUCUCAAAUCCUUCAAGCCAGCCAAAUGUGAUUCCAGCUUAUACUCAAAAGUCCUCAAAAAUCAUCGAUGAAAUUAUCAGAUAUGAAAACACUAUUUUGAAUCACGACAAUACAAUACAACAACUGACGGAUACAGUAGUGUCAAACAAUAACAAGAUUCUACAACUAAAGCAGAAGACUGCUCAGCUUGAGGCACAAUGUCAACAGCCGUGCAAAGAUACUGUCCAGAUACAGGAAGGAACUGGAAGAGAUUGUCAAGAUAUUGCCAAUAACGGUGCCAGGCAAAGUGGCCUCUACUUCAUCAAACCUACCAAAGCCAAGGAACAAUUCCUGGUCUAUUGUGAAAUGGAUACACUGGGCAACGGGUGGACAGUUUUUCAGAGGAGGCUUGAUGGGAGUGAAGAUUUUAAGAGAAACUGGGUACAGUACAAGGAAGGAUUUGGGCACCUGUCACCAAAUGACCAGACAGAGUACUGGCUGGGAAAUGAAAAAAUCCACUUAAUAACCACUCAGACAACUCUUCCAUAUGUUCUGCGAAUAGAGCUGGAGGACUGGAGUGGACAAAAAAGCCGUGCUGAUUAUUUCAACUUUAAAGUGGGAUCUGAAGCGGAUAAGUAUCGCCUGAGCUACACCUACUUUAUAGACGGUGACGCUGGAGAUGCCUUUGAUGGCUUUGACUUUGGAGUUGAUCCAAGUGACAAAUUCUUUACCUCCCACAAUGGCAUGCAGUUCAGCACAUAUGACCAUGACAAUGAUAAAUCUGAACGCAACUGUGCUGAAGAAGAUGGAUCUGGGUGGUGGAUGAACAAAUGCCAUGCCGCUCACCUCAAUGGCAAAUAUUAUCAAGGUGGUGUUUAUACUGAGAAAGAUGCCAGUCCAGCUGGAUACGACAAUGGCAUUACCUGGGCAACCUGGCGUUCUCAGUGGUAUUCCAUGAAGAAAACAACAAUGAAAGUCAUUCUUCAUAGCAGACUUGUAGCAGAAGGACAGCAGAGUGGAGGAGUAAAAGAGGUUGGCACAGGAAACCGAGGAGACAUUUAAACAGAUAACAAAUUUAAUUGUUGGCGAUGUUUAAAAGAGCAUGUCUGACAAAGAUUUUUAACUUGGCAAGUUCAUAUUACUUUUAUAAAAUGGUACAUUGAGCUCACAUAACCUUCACCUGCUUUGGCUGUCUGAUGCUAAAAUCAAAUCAUUAAAUGUUCAUGUUUACCCCCACAAAUGGGAUAAAAGACAUUCAUAGCCCACAUUCUACAUGUACAGCAUAAGCACAAGUUCAAAAAAAUGAACAACCUUGCACUAGCUUCUGGAAAAAAGUAAACGACUUCCCAUUGUGGCACAUGCAUGAAAAGCUUGAAACUUGAAGUUAUCUAGUUUGGGUCUAUAUGCAACAAUCAAAUUGCAAUUUUCCCUCGUGUGUGCAAGCCUCCUUUUACAUGGGCAAAAGAUACUCUGGAUUAGAACCACUAUUUGUAGUUAUUUUUCAGCAUGUCUGCUUAAUACACACACAUGUGUUUGUGUGAGAGUGUGUAUUAUGUGAUGUGAUGUGAUACACACACACACACACACACACACACACACACACACACACACACACCACCUUAAGUGACGCAGUGGGGAAAUGCUUGACUAACAAGCAGAAGAUUGCCAGUUCGAAUCCUCGCUGGUAAUAUAUCAGGCAGCAGAGAUAUAGGAAGAUGCUGAAAGGCAUAAUCUCAUACUGCGUGGGAGGAGGCAAUGGUAAACCCCUCCUGUAUUCUACCAAAAGAAAACCACAGGGCUCUGCAGGUGCCAGGAGUUGAAAUCGACUUGACGGAUAUAUAUAUAUAUAUAGAGAGAGAGAUAGAUAGAUACACACACACACACACACACACACACACACACACACACACACACAAGAAGUGCCACUAACCACUUGUUAGCUGCCAUAAAGAUAAUGAGGAGAAUUAUGAAAAGGUUCAGAGAUGUCUUGCAAAUAUUAGUUUAUAUGUCUGAAUAUGUAUUCCUAGUUAUCUUUAUCUUUAGUUCAAUAUGAAAAAGCCACAUAAAACCAUUAUACUAUUACAUUGGGCAUGAUCAGACAUCACAUGGAACUGAGCUAUAUUUCGUCUAAAAAAUGUAAUAGUCUGUAUGUCUGAACCUACACCAGUCACCUGUGGUUUAUUUUGGGCAGUCAAACCACAAUCUGAACCCAAAUUUUGAAGCUGGUUUGUUUAUCCUAACUAUAGUCUUGCAUGACAUCAGAACUAGCUGGGUGACUCUGGGCCAGUCACUUCUCUCUCACCCUAACCUACUUCACAGGGUUGUUGUGAGGAGAAACUCAAGUAUGUAGUACACCGCUCUGGGCUCACUGGAGGAAGAGUGGGAUAUAAAUGUAAAAAUAAAUAAAUAAAAUAAAAAUAAAAGAACCCACAUUUGAGGUCGACUCUCAAUUUGUUUCAACAGCUCCCUUCUCUCAGGGCUCUCAUACAGAGUAAGGCAAGCCUAGAUUAUGGGAGGUAAGAAGGAGUAGGACCCAAACAAUACACAAUAUGGAGAAACAAACCAAGAUCUGAGGCUUGUUCCCACAAUCCUCACACCAUUGGGGGCGGUGGAAGUGUAGAAGAGCAGGAGCAUUCCUAUCUCAUUACUCCCAGAUGACCAGAACCUCUGUUUGGGUUUAUAAACCCAGCAACCAGAUGAUUGCAGCAGCAGCCAUCUGUAGAGCAGAAGUUUGGAACUGGGUCUGCCAAAUAUCAAAAGCUGUAUCCCAUUAUUCAUCAAGCCAUCAGUAGAAAGUUGCCAAACUUUCAGAAUAUUGUCAGCUGCCCUCUGAUAGUCCAUGAAGGGACAGGAGGUGGGACCAGCCCUGCUGAAGCUGUUCCAAACUGGAGCAUAGUAUGUGCUGUGCAGAGUGGAACAUUCACAGAUGAAAGCCCCUAUAGCUGCAGCUCUCUAUUGUUUUAAUGGCUGGGCUCUGUUGUCCUCCUACCUUAGUUUAGAGCACCGUAGAGGAUUUGGGUUACAGAGAUUUGGGAGGGCUGGAUUGGUAAGAUUCCUUGGCUCCACACAAGUCACGUGGCUUGGUUUACUGCCUCCUGCCUUGAAAUGGAUGGUUAUGAGAGCAGCCCCUUGGUGACCAUCUGUGGCACCAAACCAGGUCUGUUCAAGCAAUCUUAGUUAAAAUAAACCGUGGUUCCACAUGAUGUCGGAACCUGCUAAUUGCAUAUAUCUGACAGUUGUCAAGUGACCCUUAAUUUAAAACCAGCACCUAUGUUUUAUUGAAACUGUACAAUGGAAUUUUAAACAUGCAGUUUUGUGAAUAAAAGCUCCAAAUUAUCAAAUUUGGUAAUUUGAUAACAAACACA